CAGUGUCUGUCGUUUCCCGAUAAGCCCGGUGAUUGUUCGAACAAUCUCUUCUUUCAUCUUCUUCUUCUUCAUCUUUCAUCUUAAGCUUCUCUUCUACUUACUCUCUCUCUCUCUCUCUCUCUAGAUAGAUAGAUACAUAUCAGCAUCUCACACAACACAACACAACCAUCGCAUACCCACAAUUUCCCUUCGCUUUCUUCGGAAAACACUCACUUUUCUGUUUACAUGUGCAGACAGACACACAAAAGCAACUCUCCUGUUCACAGAUCUGUGAGGUGUCGGAACAGUCACUCACGUCACCAACACACCACACUCUUUCUUUCUUUUCUCCUUCGCAAAACCCGAUCCAACAAUGUUCAAAGAUAUGAAAAAGCUUUAAACAAACACAAGCAGAAGCGAAAAGGGGUUUGGCACAGAUCGGCGACCCAACUGCGAAAUUUGCUGCUUUAGCUUAAAAAAAAAAGUGCAAAGACUUGGAUCAAGGGAGGUGAGGAUGAGGCUCUGAGACCUACUCAGUCUUUUGCUUUUGAAAGCUUUUUUUUUCUUUCUGCGAUUGAAAAAAGCUUCUGACUCGGACUGCGAUUUAUCACUACACGGCCAAAGUACUCUCUGAUUUUGAGUCAUAGUCAUCAAUGCAAAGGGCAUAACAACAACCCCACCCUCAGUGCACUCUCUAUCUCCACACUCCACUUGAUAAGAGAAGACCAAGUGGGUUGAGAUUCAAACACUUGAGCUUCUGUUGUUGGUAAAAAGGCAUGAUUGUGAUAUGGAGGAGGAUGAGAUUGAAGCACAGGCGUGUAAGUUCCCUAGAGUUGGAAAUAGUAGAAACGAGAUAGGUUCCAGCAGAGGGAGUGAGGAGGAGGAUGGAGAACAAAGAAGAAGAAGUGUUGGUAGCACAAACCAUUUCCAAAGUAGUUGGCACCACUCUUCAAGAAUCAUAAGGGUGUCUAGAGCAUCUGGUGGCAAAGACAGGCACAGCAAGGUAAUGACCUCAAAAGGGUUAAGAGACAGAAGGGUUAGGCUCUCUGUGACCACAGCCAUUCAGUUCUAUGACCUUCAAGAUCGCUUGGGUUAUGAUCAACCCAGCAAAGCCGUGGAGUGGUUAAUCAAAGCUGCUGAAGAUGCCAUCUCAGAGCUUCCUUCACUCAACAACCCUUUCCCUGAUACCCCUAAGCAACAAAGUGAUGAGAAAAGGCCUAGUGGGUUUGAUGAUGCAGAUGCAGACCUGCAGCAAAACCAAAGCCAGAAUGUGUCUCUGUCCAAGUCUGCUUGUAGCAGCACUUCUGAGACAAGCAAGGGGUCUGGCUUGUCCCUCUCAAGGUCUGAGAUCCGUGUGAAGGCAAGGGAGAGGGCAAGGGAAAGAGCAGCAAAAGACAAGGAGAAAGAAAAGGAGGACAAGGAAAAAGAUUGCAGCAUUGGACAUCACCAAAACAAUGUCCCCAUGUCACACACUGCUUCUUUCACUGAGCUUCUCACUGGUGGGAUUGGGAGCACAGCAACCACAAGUCCUAAUGGAUCAUCAGUUCAUCAGAUCCAUGAUGAGGCCAAUCUAUUCAACAAGGGAAGGCAACAUUGGUCCUCAACAGUGACUCCUAGUCCUAUGGACUACUUCAGCUCAGGCCUCUUGGUUUCAUCUGCAAGAACAGCACAACACCAAUAUGCCCUUCCAUUCAGUGGAGGAGACCAGAUGCAGCAUUUCUCCUUCAUGUCUGACCAUCUUAACAUGCCAGCUAUGGUUACUUCUUCUCAGCCUCAGCCUAGCGGGGGUGACUACAACCUCAACUUCAGCAUCUCUAAUGGUUACAAUAGGGGGACCCUUCAGUCCAAUUCUCCGUCCUUUUUGCCUCACCUCCAGAGGUUUCAAACCAUAGACGGAUCAUCCAAUAUACCUUUCUUUAUAGGAGCUCCUGCUUCUGCUUCUGCUUCUGCUUCUCCAACCAUGGACCAUCACCAGCCUCAGUUCUCACCUGUCUUCGAUGGAACCAGACAUUCUGACCACAAGGGCAAAGGCAAGAACUAAGUUCCUCGCAUGGUUGACAUUCAAGUUGAAAAGAGAAUGCAUGAAGACUUCUUGAAUAAAUAAUGAUUGUAAUUUAAACAAUUUAGUUAUCUUUGAGAAACAACCUUAAUUUUAAAUGUUGAAAUAUUUUAAUUUCAAACAUUGGAUUAUGUUAAAUUAUGUUGGAACAUUUUAAAUUCAUAUUUUCUUA
This is a messenger RNA of Cajanus cajan (pigeon pea), 2210 nucleotides long. RefSeq names its product transcription factor TCP2. Gene Ontology annotation, cellular component: nucleus. Gene Ontology annotation, biological process: regulation of secondary shoot formation. The record is from RefSeq and is a predicted model, not a curated record. Lineage: Eukaryota; Viridiplantae; Streptophyta; Magnoliopsida; Fabales; Fabaceae. Gene Ontology annotation, molecular function: DNA-binding transcription factor activity; sequence-specific DNA binding.